AUGGCCCCCCACGCAAGUUCGGAUGUUGCUGCCAAUGGCGCCGUGAACGGGUCGGCUCGUUCUAAUGCCGCCCCAUUGUUCACUGUCAAUUCCCCUAACGUCGAGUACACCGACAAUGAGAUCAAGAGCAAGUAUGCCUACCAUACCACUGAUAUCACUCGCACUGCCGAUAACAAGCUGCUCGCCACCCCCAAGACUACCACCUACGAGUUCAAGGUCGACCGCAAAGUCGGCAAGGUCGGUGUUAUGAUGGUCGGAUGGGGUGGAAACAACGGCUCCACCGUGACGGCUGGUCUUCUGGCCAACCGUCGCGGUCUCGUCUGGGAAACCCGCGAAGGCGAGCGUGCUGCCAACUACUAUGGUUCUGUGGUCAUGGGUUCAACCAUAAAGCUGGGCACUGAUGCCAAAACUGGUGAGGAGAUCAACAUUCCCUUCCAUGACAUGCUGCCGAUGGCCCACCCCAAUGAUCUCGCCAUUGGUGGCUGGGAUAUCAGCGGCAUGAACAUCGCCGAUGCUAUGGAUCGGGCCCAGGUUCUGGAGCCUACCCUGAAGCAGUUGGUUCGCAAGGAGAUGGCCGAGAUGAAGCCGCUGCCCAGUAUUUACUACCCCGACUUCAUCGCUUCCAACCAGGAGGGCCGCGCCGACAACGUCCUCGAGGGUUCCAAGGCCAGCUGGACUCAUGUGGAGCAGAUUCAGAAGGACAUUCGCAACUUCAAGGCUAAGAACGAUCUGGACAAGGUCAUUGUGAUGUGGACGGCUAACACUGAGCGCUAUGCUGAUAUCGUUCCCGGUGUCAAUGACACGGCCGAAAAUCUCCUCAAUGCCAUCAAGACCGGUCACGAGGAGGUGGCCCCGUCCACCGUUUUCGCCGUUGCCUCUAUUCUGGAGAAUACUCCCUUCAUCAACGGGUCUCCCCAGAACACCUUCGUCCCUGGUGCCAUCCAGUUGGCGGAACAGCACAAAGCAUUCAUUGGCGGGGAUGACUUCAAAUCUGGCCAGACCAAGAUGAAGUCAGCCCUUGUGGACUUCCUGAUCAACGCCGGUAUCAAGCUCACCUCAAUUGCCAGCUACAACCACCUGGGCAACAACGACGGCAAGAACCUGAGCUCUCAGAAGCAGUUCCGCUCGAAGGAGAUUUCCAAGUCCAACGUAGUCGACGACAUGGUAGCUGCUAACCAUAUACUGUACGAGAAGGAUGAGCACCCGGACCACACUGUCGUGAUCAAGUACAUGCCAGCGGUGGGCGACAACAAGCGAGCUCUGGAUGAGUACUUUGCGGAGAUCUUCAUGGGCGGACAUCAGAUCAUUAGCUUGUUCAACAUCUGCGAGGACUCUCUGCUGGCGUCGCCGCUGAUCAUCGAUCUGGUCCUGAUCGCCGAAAUGAUGACGCGCAUCAGCUGGAAGGCGGACGGUGAGGCCGAGUACAAGGGCUUCCACAGCGUGCUCAGCGUUCUGAGUUAUAUGCUCAAGGCGCCCUUGACACCCCCCGGCACCCCGGUCGUCAACUCACUGAACAAGCAGCGCAGUGCCUUGACCAAUAUUUUCCGAGCCUGUGUUGGCCUCCAGCCAGAAUCGGAGAUGACUUUGGAGCACAAGCUGUUUUAA
Molecule: messenger RNA, 1605 nt
Organism: Aspergillus tanneri
Lineage: Eukaryota; Fungi; Ascomycota; Eurotiomycetes; Eurotiales; Aspergillaceae
Product: inositol-3-phosphate synthase INO1
Exons: 2
Coding region: 1-1605 (534 amino acids)
Biological process (GO): inositol biosynthetic process; phospholipid biosynthetic process
Cellular component (GO): cytoplasm
Molecular function (GO): inositol-3-phosphate synthase activity
Source: RefSeq, a predicted model, not a curated record